Messenger RNA from Spinacia oleracea (spinach), 1494 nucleotides. Its product is annotated as urease accessory protein D. The record is from RefSeq and is a predicted model, not a curated record. Gene Ontology annotation, molecular function: nickel cation binding. Lineage: Eukaryota; Viridiplantae; Streptophyta; Magnoliopsida; Caryophyllales; Amaranthaceae. Bases 146 to 1033 code for a protein of 295 amino acids. The transcript is spliced from 8 exons.
UAAAAUUCAAUAUAAUUACUCCGUAGCCAUAUUGCUGAGCGGUCUAAGGAGAUAAAUCGAUUAGCCAAAUAAAAAUCCAAGUUCAGAUAUAACUCAACUUUAGAGUAUAAUUUUUCAAAUUCAAUUUUGGUAAAUGCUGGAGUGAAUGGAAACAGGGUUAAUAGUAGUGACAAAAGUCGGCGGCAAAUCCACUGUCUCCCGCUGUUUCUCCAAAUAUCCCAUCAAAUUCAUUGUACCCAAUAAGGUGGGUCACCGAAACGCUGAUUGUGUGUGGAUUUACUCUAUUAGCUAUGGAGGUGGAAUCGUUUCUGGUGACUCUAUAAAAUGUAACUUCACCAUUGAAGAUGGGUGCACUGCCGUGUUGACUACACAGGCUUCAACUAAGGUAUACAAAUCCGUGGGAUUGAAAGGCUCGGAGCAAAUUUUGGAGGCACAAGUUGGACACGAAGCGCUGUUGGCUGUCAUUCCUGAUCCAGUGACAUGUUUUUCCACCGCAAGGUAUACUCAAAAGCAAGUAUUCAGGGUGCAAUCAGACUCAAACUUGUUGUUGGUUGAUUGGUUUACAAGUGGACGCUACGAAAGCGGAGAAAGAUGGAAUUUUGAAUCAUACAGGAGCGCCAACAAUAUUUUCUAUGAAGACGGCCAGCCUUUGUUUCUCGAUACGACGCUGUUGGAGCAAGGACCCAUCUGCAGCAUUUCUGAGUGUAUGCAGGAUUACCAAGUUACAGCAAUGAUUAUAGUAUUGGGACCAAAGUUGAAGCAAUUACAGAACCAGGUUCAAGAAAAUGUGAAAAAUAUGAUGUCUGGUUAUUUUCAAGUCAAGUCCAACAUUCCAGGGUAUAGCAUGAGAACAAAUUCUAAGUUUUUCUUAACAAAACCGAGCUUCAUUGCAUCAUGCAGUACUUUUGGCCCCAAGGGUGUUGGUCUUGUCAUACGCAUAGCUGCUUUAACAACUGAACCUGUGUAUCAAUUCCUACGCCAUCAGCUGGCCUGCUUAGAGCCAUAUCUUGGGGCCUUGCCGUAUUCCUCCUGAAUGCAUUUUAUUUAUUCAACUUAUGUCAAUAUUAGAAUAAACCAAGUUGAAAUGACCGACUUCCUUGCAAUCUCAAGUAGUCAGUCCUCUGCUAGGCUCUUGGGGUUAUUUAGAAUGCGGACUACACCGCACCAAAACCAAACGGUUUUUUGUAGCUUGACAUUUCGACCAAACUGCGGUUUUGAAUUUUUUUGCACGAAAAAACCACAAUUUAAUGCAGUGGUUCAAACUGCAAACUACAAAAAUUCAAAACUUAUUAAGGAGUAUAAACUUUAUAUUUCCCAUUUUUACUUCCGUGGAUGGUAUAACUAAUAUUGGGUAUCUUAUGAUAGGUAGUCCAAUUUUAAGUUUAUUGUUUAACCUAAAUCUUAUGGCUUUCAAAUUUGUAGAACCAAAACCUGGUUUUGACUCAUUUUCAGUACUCUGUAUAAAGUUUUAAUACCUCAUGCAUUAAGGUCUUA